AUGCUUCCUCCUUUGGCGGACUAUGUGGAACUGCCGACAAUUUAUCAGGCUUGUUCUACAGUUCGACGCGCUCGCAUCUUCUUUUUCGGGAAACGCUUCAACUCCAUCAUUGCAAUCCAGCCAGGGGAGGUUCCUAUGGAUGUUGCGUCAACUGCAUACGACAAUGACAGGUUCGGCUGCCAAGUGUUGCCUGCAGUGCCGUUUGACAGGACUUUGCGAACGCUGAUGUUUCUAUCGGUGCCAUUCUUUCCAUCUGGCAAUCAAAGAAUUUACUUUUGUUUGUUUGAGAUUGGUUUUUCCGGCGUUGACGAUGGAAUUGUCGUUCCUUUUCUGCCGUAUCCGAGUUGGGAAGGCAUCUGGUCUUACCUCCAGAUUGCCUACGGAUAUGUGAAGCCAGUCAGCAGCAGAUUUCGCAUCGAAGUUGGAGAAUGUACAUUCGAAGAAUGCGACGAUAUUUCCUGGAUUCCGAACUGCUGCCUUGCACGCAUUACGAGUCAUGAAGAUUCCCCACAAAUUGCUUUACCUCCCUGGCACGGGUCUGACCUGCGCUGGCCACGAACUGAAGAACUUUUUGUUCGCUUGUAUCAAUGCGAAGCCAUGAUGCAGAAAAUUGCGUUGUGCAGAAGCCGACAACGUUGCGCAGCCUGCGGCAGAACGAAGAACCCUAAUUUCGAUUGCAUUGCAUACAUGACCAAGGCCAAGCAAGGAUCUUUAGGUGAGGCUUGUGGCGUCCAGUGUGCCGAUAUUUCGCACGUGGUGAGAGUCAACAAGGGCAGCAGCACCUUGUCGCACGAAAUAUCCGUGCCUUUGUGCAUCCAUCCGAUGCUCAUCACUUUAUUUCUUGGUGCUGUUCACGCAAAUGGACACGAGCAUGUAAAUUUCGAGCUUCUCCCAGGCUCCACUAUCGAAAAACCUAUCUGGAAGGAGGCAGCAACCGUCGGUGGGUUCAGUGUCAUCCAAGGCCUGUCGGGCGACCCUCCGCCUGUGAAGGACAAUGCGCCCGAGCAUAGUUCGGAUUAUCUGGGAGGAAGCCUUCCACUGGACAUCAUGCGAGAUCUAACUUUGUUUUACUUUUCGCCUUCACAUUUGCAGGUUCUGGCAGCGACAUGUCCAACACUGAGGGACAUUGUCAGGGACGUACGUCGAUGGCGGAACCGAGUGAUCUAUCUGGAUGACGCUGAGUUUCACGAUCGCUCGGUCUUGAAUUCCAUCUUGCCAGUCUGCAGCAUCGCAAGUGCUGUGACAGUUCGAUGCAGACAGCUUUGUCUUUUCACGACGAUGCCGAACAAUGUCUAUGUCAGUGCUCCACUCGAACGCAUUCACAUACCUCCCGGCGCCGGCACUACCAUGUGCGGCUUCCGUUCCGCAGGACCGCUCAUGGGAAGAGCCAUCUUCGACGUCGUGCUGCCGCCUUCUGUGUGCGGACUCUACUUGGGUGUCCGCGAGUGGAGAGGUGCGCUCUACCGAGAUAUUGGCAAUGUGCCGCCUCGCGCCGACUCAUUUUUUUCUGCCUUGACUGUCUUGAGACAGGAGAAUGCUCCGUAUUUGCCUGCAGACACGCACGACGGCUGCAGUGUGCCGCCGCAGAGCAGCCUCACAUCGAAGUCACACAUGGUCGUGGACAGGAACACAGUGGACAUGCUGCACCAGCGUCAAGACGUAAUUCUUUACCACUACAUCCACGCUCACGCGCAGAAACUUGCAUCUGAGCAAAGACCGUCCAUCGAUGUCAGCUUCGCCACAGGUUGGUGGGAGCGGCCACUUCCUGACCUUGUGGGAAGCGUACUUGGCCUGACCAAACCGAGACAUCCGAUAUUUGUACUUCCCGCAGUAACUACUUUGAUUCAUUCCUACGCGCAAGAGUUCGAGCCGGAUGUUGCAAUAGAGAAAAUGAAAAGCAGCAGGAACUGGCCGCGCCCGGAGUACAUGAUCAGCGAGUACAACGUCGGAAUCAUCAGAGCCCUGCUCAGUGCAUGCUCGCAGGAUGUAGUUGGUAGCCUGAUGGAAAUGCUGGAAAACGCAGCCACUACGAAGGAACAGCUCUGCCAAGAGGGCAUCGUGAGUACACUUAUGUCCGGCAGACGUCCAGAAAGAAUUGCUAGCAAAACUUCUGGUCCGGAUUUGGAGCAGUUCGAGUCGGAUCAGGACGAGCAGCACGAGCCGGACAUCGAGAAUGACCCCGCACUGUUGCCCUCGGUGGACGGCAAACACGCGAAGCAGUCUGAAUCUGCUGCGCGUGAACUGCCGUCGACAAUUCCAUUUGAUGUUGUUCUUCCCAGUAAGCGUGAAUCGCAGCCAGAUUCACACGCGAUUCGACCACUACGACCAACAGGCACCAUCACGGAUCUCGUGGAGGCUGUCGAAGACGAGGAAGAAGAAGUCCCGCAGGCAUCAUCCGUGCUGGACGCUUAUGAGCCAGAUGUACGACAAGGCAACUACAUCAGAGUGCAUACGGAUUCCAGUCUGAACACUUUGACAGCGAGAUUUCCCAAUGCAAGCGAGAAUUUGCGCCGAAUCAUAUUCGUUGCUGCAUCGAUGGCGUCAGGCAGAAUACCGGAAAAACCUAUGCUGGCGGACGUGGCUGCGCUUGCGUGGAUGAUUGAAGGCGGACGACAUAUCCGGGUACACAAAGGUUUUCUCUACAUUUACAACGACGACGGAAGCUUCCUGCCCUUCACUGGCAUACCUUCCCAGGCAGUUCUGCACCGUGUCUCCUUUUUCUUCAACGUUCUGGAGGGUGUUUUUCGCAGACUGCGAGACACGGUGCGCAAAGAAGCAGAUGCGCUCGCCAAUGCCAUUAUGGCAGAUCGUCAAAAUUUCGCUUCUGAUGAUGACUUCUUUGCUUCCUGUACAAGUGCUGCGGCGCGACGCCCGGGCAACAUCGACGUCGACGCCAGACUUGACAAUCCGGAAGGAGAGGACGGCGACCUGGAUCAUAUGCAAGAGAACAAUAACGGCGGAAGCUCAAGUUCUUGGACGCAGGCAAUCAAGGAGUCGCUCAAUAAGCUGAAUUCCCAUGAAAAUACAAUCAACAAGCUGGCUGCGGUGUCUGAACCUGUGCGUCGACAAAAGCGAAGACUUAUGGGCAAGACUUCCGAAGAAAAGCAACUUGCUGAUGAUGCAAGUCCAACUCGUGUGAGCAAGGAAGUGCAAUACCACUAUUCGAAUGAUCUUCAGUUUUCCGUGCGAGCAAGGAGGUACUCAGAAGCCUAUGCUGCUCAAAGCAUGUCUCGAAGACUACAGUCCCAGGUUGUAGAGGGUCACACUGUCGAUUUGGAUAUUUGCAACUGCUGCGUGUCCAUUGUUCAUCAGGUAAUAGCAAAACUUCAACCGACACCCGCUUUGCCGACUGACUUGCAGACGUUUCUCGACGAUCUGGCUCGCAGUAGACAAACUGUCAUUCGGCGUCUGGGCCUCACUACGUCGCAAGGGAAGCAGCUGAUCAACAAGAUGCUGAACGGCGGGGCCGCGCCGGACAGCCUGAAAGACAACGAAGACAUCAAGAAACUUCAAAGGCUGUCUUUGUAUUUGAGAUGGAUCGCUUGCAAUGUGCUGCAUGCUGAUUACUUGUCUCUGGCAGAUGUGGCAAGCAAAACUUACCCCAGUGCAACCAUAUUCAGUCUCAUGUGGACAUGUAUUGAAGAUUGGAUACUGGAUGUUUGGACAUCUCAUAUUUCCCAUGCGAGGCCAGCUCAUAUAUCUUUGCAUUUUGAUGGUGUGCGCGUCAGCGCGGAUGUCGCGCCCGACUUGGGUGAAUUCAUUGAUGGCUGUCGGAAACACAUUCUCGACGUCACUGGCUUUGACGUCGAGAUCGCUAGAAAGCAGCCGCAGACUGUUUUCCAGUGUAUCCGUGACGCGGUCAAGUCUGACGCGGGUGCUCGUCAGGUUCCGGAUCUUUUGUGCCGAGAAGGACACUGUAUUCCUUGCGCCAUGUGGCAUGCAUUUGGCGGCAUUAGAUCCGGAGUUGAAACAUUGGUGAAGAAGAUGCAAGAAGAAGCAACCGAACACCAGCCAAGAUAUCUCAAGUAUGGUGCGCUUGCCGACGAUCUAGGGAUUUCCUUGUGCAGCUGUGCGGGACUGCCUCCGGACCACGUGAAGACUUUCCUUUUGCAUGCAGAAAACAACGGCAGACCACACUGUGUUGCAGCGCAAAUGAAUACUGAUGGCAGUCAGGUGUCAGUCUUCGACGGCUCGAAGCUGUAUAAGCUGGGGAUCGAAGAUUUCAAAAACGCUGUAAGCGCAGGCACCGACACAAGCACCGUUGCUUGUUUCUGGCAGAAGAAGCACCAGGACAAGCAAGAAAUGCAAGUCGUUUUACUUCAGUUGGAGGCCGGUGCCAGCAGUGAUGAUGAGUCCUGCAGCCAGCACUCUGAGUCUAACUCGCAGACUCGAUCCGCGACAUUCUGGGUGGAGGAAGACGGACUGGCGAGUCAAGAGCUUGGCAGCUAG
Molecule: messenger RNA, 4449 nt
Organism: Symbiodinium natans
Lineage: Eukaryota; Dinophyceae; Suessiales; Symbiodiniaceae
Source: the annotation of a GenBank genome assembly